CGAUCAUUAAUAGACCACAAACCGACACCUACCGAAGCUCUCCAGAUAAUCCCGAUUCGUAACACCAUUGAAGUCCCUUUAUUUGACGGGUUGGGGGUGAGGGAGAGGGCGACGGUAUUAAGAAGAAAAAAAACGAAUUUAGCAGAAAACCCUACUUCUUAUACCCCGCCCGUUCCAUCUGCUGCUUCCGGAUCCAAGCCUGUCUGAAAGAGAUUCAAUCAAGAUGAAAAUAAUUGGUGUUGCRGUGUUUGGAGCCGUGUUCUGCACUGUUCUGACUGCAUCCCUGAAAGUCAAAGAAGAACACAAGAUWGCUUUUUUCGGCGAGGAUGUGCACAUCCCACUCCCAUCCCUAGACAGCACUGAGGUUCUCUUCAAGCCCGCCUCCAAUCCAACCGCCGAGGUGGCCCUGAUGAGGGACGGGCGGGUGGUGGGCCACCGGGCCCAGCUUAACUCCCUCAAGCACCUCAUCCUGGAGGAUGUGGGGGAGGAGGACGAGGGCAUGUACAUGAUCAAGAACACCGGGGCGCCUGCCGAUGUCAAACACAUCCUCCUCCUUGUCAGGGAUUGCGCGCUGGAGCAGGUGGUCAAGUACGGUGAGACAUACCACAUCCCACUCAGCGACAUCUSGGGCCCUAUCACCCUGGAGUUCAGGCCCAGUCAAGCCCAGGCCAAUCAGACCACGGAGCCACCGGCGGUGGUGCUUCUCAACCAGACUUCCAUCCCCGCGGAAGAGUACAAGGGCCGUCUGAGUGUGUCAGAGAAAAGGGUGACUCUAAGCAUGGUGCAGGGGACAGACGAAGGUAGCUUCACCGUACUGGACCGCGACGGGAAAGUCAGGAGGAGGUCAUGCCUUAACGUUAAAGAGCACCAGAACUUCGUCCACCUAUCAUAUGGCAGUACUUUGAAGAUCAACCUGUUUGUGGACCACACCAAAGUCAACCUCCUGUACACUCCAGACUGGGACCGGAAGGACCGGGUCAUACUGGAGCAAGGAGAGCUAGUGGUGCCGGUGGACCCAUCACUGGACGGCAGGCUGACUGUAGAAGGCUCCAUGUGCAUUCUGGAGAGGGUCCGGUUCAGUGACAUGGGGCUCUUCAGAGUGACAGACCUGUUGGGGUUUCCUGUGACCAACAUCUACCUGGAGGUAGAAGCUUAUAAGUUACCCACGCUGUAUGUUGCAAUCCUCUCCUUACUGGGCUUCCUGGUCCUCCUCUUGCUGGUGUGCCUGUUCUCCUGCCUGACCAAUGUGCGCCGUCGGGCAGAGAAGGCGAGGCAAAUUGCCCUCAUCGCCCAGCAGGCGGACAAGGGGGAUGGAGACGCAUUCGUCAAGGUUGUUCAAGAGGCCUAUACGCGGUUCGCUGAGGAGUCCACUUUGACGUCUACGUGGGACAACAGCAAUGCUACAGAAAGCACUGAGGUCACUAUUAAGGGUCUGGAGGUAUCCAAAGCAGGCCGCUACCACACUCUCUCCUCGGACAAGAACUURCUGGAGAUGAGCGACUCGGGGGUAGAGUUCAACUCCUCCGGCCUCCCGUUAGACAGCGAAUACGAGACGGACAUGCCCCAGACCUUUACCUCCCACAAGUUGGUCCUCAACAACUCUGACAGCGUGGCAGCCACUGUCAUCCCAGAGGGAGAUCAAAGCGCCAACCGGAACCCCGACUUGGCCAUGAGCCCCAGCCCCGUGACCCAGGCCCGCUCUGAGGCCUACGCCCCUGAAGAAGACCUGAUGGGUAACAGCACGCCAGAAAUGACAUCCAGGGGCGCCGAGCUGGAGGACUUAAGGCAGCCGACAGUGUUGCUGAGCCUGCCGAUAAAGCAAGAAGCCCAUUGAUUCCCAGUGCCACCGCAGAGAGCACCAUCCCCUGAGAGCUCCUGCAUUGUAUUCCUAAAAGUCAGACACAAACCACCGGACACCCUAACAACCUUUACUCUUCAGCCUCAAUUACUCCCCCACUCACACAGACACUACCCAAAUCCUGAUCACUGCUUUUUUAACCUAAAGCUACAAAAAAAUACAUGGUGUAAAAAUUGCCACUCUAAAUGCACUAGACUUUCUAAAGAAAAAAAUACAAGAACUUAGCUCAUUAGAACACAUGAAUUCUGUGCAUACGGGAAAUGCAUGUGUAACAGAGUUAAGAACAUACCGUAAACUCACUCGACAUCUAGGUUGAAAUGUCGCGGAUGGAGCCAUCCAAUUGGUACCUUUUGGGUGGCUCAACCCGUUGGAAUGUUGUCACGCAGYGCGGUCACGUGUGUUGUGAAGCAGAGGAUCACUGGGUCGAGCCCAGUAUGUGGCAGUUGGACUGUGGAGGAAGCUAAGCUGUUAACAGCACACUGACCCCCGUUACACAUGUUUUUAAAUUAGACUUAAAGCCAGAAUGUAUCCUUAGCUGGCCCAAGAGGGAAUUGACAGUAUUAAUUACUGCGUACUGCAUGCAUUCCUAAGAACCACAGACUCAGAGAUAAUAUCUAAGAUAAUGCCAGAUUAAAAUGUCCAAAAGGAAUGAGUGCACAUUGAUAUCAAAGCAUUUUUUUUUUUUUUUAAUAAUCCUGUAAAAAUGUAUCCCAGAUUUCCUAUAAUGACAAAAAUGAUAACAUUUCUGACAGAGCUACAAUAUAUUUAAUCCAUCUUUCUUAUUAGCAUUGAAUGUUCCUACCACUGAUACUGUAUGUGGGGACAUAGACAUAGCAGCAAAAUGUAUGACAUAGGCCCAGGGUAAUAGACCAACUUAAUUUUACAAAUAAAAUUGUAAUACUAGACUAACAAAAUCAAUAAAUACAACUUUAUUUUCUAAAGAAAUCUUGGUAAAUAACGCUUCUGACAACCAUAAGCCCAUCGUUUCUGACAUAGGCCUAUACCUCUACAAUUUCAUUACAUAACAGAAAUUACAGGCAAGGCUUUGGCACCAACUCAUAGAAAGCGCUUGUCUCAGCAUAUAGCCUCUAUAGAAUACCAGAGUUGGAGAGCUAAUUCUUGAUAACUGAUACAAGCCUCGUAGAUUGAAUAACACCAUGCUAUGCAAGAAAGCUUGUUGUGUCCCUGGGCAUGUAACAAGGUGUCCAAUCUCUGCCACUUUUGAUGACAUCAUCCAGUAAAACACACGUUUACUACAUCCCUUAUCUUGCAACACAAAUGACCCGGAACUAAUACAACGGCAACUUCACAUCACGCCAUUUUGAACCCAUCUCCAUAAGAGCAUGUUUCUCAUUACAACCCCAGCCACUGCAGAAAAAGCCUUGGAAUAGGGACUUCUGGUUGGAAGGGACCUGAACAUUUGGAUCGUUGCCCUUUAAUAAAGACAGACUCAGGAGUGAUUGUGGAGGAAUAAGAUGACAUUCAGACCUAUGACAUCCAAUGCUAAUGCAUGAUGUCACCCUUCCUUU
Salvelinus sp. IW2-2015 is the source of this 3387-nucleotide messenger RNA. RefSeq lists its product as uncharacterized. Lineage: Eukaryota; Metazoa; Chordata; Actinopteri; Salmoniformes; Salmonidae. The record is from RefSeq and is a predicted model, not a curated record.